UACAACAACCCAUUCCAAUUUCCGAUACCCUCUUCAACCUUACAUCAACUGAUUGAAAACAUCUCUUUCUUUCUUGUUGCGUGAUAAAAGUUUGUAACUUCAUUGGCAACAUGAGCCCUAGAAGGUUUCUUGAAGGUGAUCACAAACAACAGGUGAAAAGUGGAGUGGCGAUCAAUGGUCCACGACCGACGCCAUUAAAGCUCAAACAAGAAUCACACACCAUUCAAAAACAACAGCAGCAGAUCAGAAAGCCGGUCAUAAUCUACACUUAUUCUCCUGAAGUUAUCCAUACCAAACCUCAUGAUUUCAUGGCUCUUGUUCAGAAGCUCACGGGUCAUUCUGGCUCUAAAGAUCAAGAAAGAAGAUCGAAAACCGUAAAGAAAGAUGGAUAUGAUCGAAAGGAUAAUGAAAUUUCCAAUGAUUUUGGUGUCACACAUGAGAAAAGUACGAUUAUGAAAGCCAAGAGUCCGAUGUUUAAUGCUCCUUUGAAUCCUUACAUGGCUGAUAUCCCCCUUUUUACACCAAAUUCAAGUGAUUACUUCUGCUCGCCUCGACCUUUAUUUCGGUUCACUGAUAUGGUAUCGUCGUCUCCAAAUAUUAGUACUUCAUUAUCGCCUAGUUCCCUAGUCGAGCUCAUGAAAAUACUUCCUGAAUAUUGACUGAAGCAUUCAACCUCUUACUGAUUUUUAUUUAUUAACAUCCGAACAUAAUAUUAUAUACAUAUAUAUGUCCAUAAUUAAACGCUGUUCUUUGUUGUUCAUUGUUUUAGACUUCAUGAGUUCUUGUUCUUUUAAAGACAUCAUGAUUUCGAAAAUAGUUGUUUGUGAUUAGGGUUUGAUCCACAGGUAGAUCUGUCAGAUGACAAUAUGUUUAAUUUGUUCUUUGGUUUGUGAGGGAUUCUUGAUGUAAUCAUAUAUAAUUAGAUCAAAGUCGAAUAAAAUUGAUAUGGCGUAAAUUGGCCGUCUUCAAAGUAUUUGUUUGUUUAUC
Molecule: messenger RNA, 987 nt
Organism: Lactuca sativa (garden lettuce)
Lineage: Eukaryota; Viridiplantae; Streptophyta; Magnoliopsida; Asterales; Asteraceae
Gene: PDE337
Product: VQ motif-containing protein
Cellular component (GO): nucleus
Source: RefSeq, a predicted model, not a curated record